CGUUAUCUUUGCAUUUCAGCAUCAAUUUCUUCAGCAGCUAGAGAGACUCCACUCCAUCACUGCUACAGAGCUGCUCUGCAGUCAUGAAGUCCAGUUCAGGCCCCUCGCUGUGGCCUCUGGUCCUGUUCAUAUUCUCCUUGCUCACUGGACUUUCAGCACGAGAAGAGCUCCCAAUAACCAAUCUCACCGCUGAGUUUAACCGAAUCUCGUUAUCCACACAAAUAGAGCUACCACCCUCAAAAACCAAUCUUAACCAAACCUCGUUAUCCAGACAAAUAGAGCUACCACCCUCGAAAACCAAUCUUAACCAAACCUCAUUAAUAAGACGCGUAAAGCUAACACCCCCGAGACUCAACUUCACCGAGGAGUUUAACAAGACCCCCGUCUCCAGACCUGUAAAGCUAACACCCCCUACGAUCCAUACUAUCCAGGAUUUGAGAAAUAUCAAUGUGUUCGGGUUCCAGCCCCCCUCGCAUGGCUUCGCUCUGCUCUGGUGGCUGUGCUCGAGCGAGACGUACAUUGACAUCAACGGAGACACUGUGCUGCGCAGCAAUCCCAAUGCGGGCCAUUACGGAUUUCAUCAUUUCUACAAUUUAUUUGACAACAAUUUAGGAGGCCAUCUCUUGCCUGUUGUUGCUGGCGUCCAUUACUACACUGUUGGAAACUUAAACCCUAACACACACCCAGGGGCAAUAAAUUUGCCAUAUGAUGUCAGGAGGUACUAUAAUAGGAACAUAUUGAACAGCAACAGUGAACGACUGAUUAUUUCAAACACCUGGGUCUAUCACGGCAUCUUCAAUGUGCAGAGUAUUUAUAUCACCAACCAUUACCAUCCAGGGUAUGAAAUUGCGCCCAACCUCGUCGCCCAAAUACGGAACCUGAACCUUGGAAAUUUUUUAAACGCGGUGGGUUACCCCAGUUACAGCCCUGCGUCCUGCCAUGUCAUACCUCCUCCGGGGCGGAGAAGGAAGAGAGAGGCUAGCGAUUGGGAAUGUAUCGCCAUGUUGAAAUCUGAAACCAGUGUCCAGGUUGUAGCCAGGAACGGAAAAGCAACUCUGCUCUGGGAAAAUAUACCCUGGAACGAGGACUACAGCUGGGUCGGUCUGUACAAUUCCGAAACUGAGGGCGACAAAAACUAUAUCGCAGACGCUUGGCAGUGGACUUACAAUGCACAGAGCGGUUCUUAUGAAACCAGCACUCAGAUUCACCCCGGGAUGCAGGCGCGUUUGUUCAGACGCGAGUAUGCCAGGUUUGUCCUGAAAAGUCCAGGGAUAGACGAGGCGUGUUGGGAGGAACCGGUGCAGUUCAGCAACGACGAGAACUUCCUAAUCCUCCUGGUGUUUCGCUCAAACUACGCGGGAGUGAAGCUGUACGUCAAUAAGUCUCUGGGAAGCAAGUGGCAAUAUAAAGACAAGUAUUAUUAUGGCUGGGUUGGGUUUUAUUAUAGAGGUGCUCCCAAUGAUUCCUAUCAGUCUUGGCAGUGGCUGUACAACUUUGAGGAAAUUGGUGAAAACUCUGACUACAAUGUUUAUACUGAUGGGCUUAACGAAUAUGACAUCACCGCAGAUCUGGAAGUGCGAGUUUUUUGCAAUGAAGCAUACGAUUGCUUGAUCGCGACGACUCCAAGCUGGUCUUGUUAAAAAUGUGAAUCUGUGACAUCGAUUGAUCUGUCUGUCUGUCUAUACAUCUGUCUAUAAAUCUGUCUAUCUAAAAUAUCUCUCCCCUCUCCCUCCCUCUCUCUCCCUCUCCCCUCACUCUCCCUCUCCCUCUACCUCCCUCUCUCUCUCCUCUCCCUCUCCCUAUUUCACCCCUCUUCCUCUCCGUCUCCCUCCCUCUCUCUCCCCUCUCCCUCUCCCUCUCUCUCCCCUCUCCCUCCUCUCUCUCCUAAAUGAAAUUAAGUUUUUGUGUUUUCAGAUGAUUUCAGAUCUAUUCCAUAUUGAUGUGAAAAAUAGAAAAUACAAUUGCAUGAAUUAAUUUGGCGCGCUGUUAACCAUGGCUUGGAAUUGCAUUUUUUUAAGAAUGCACUGAUGACAGUUUGGAAUCAUGCCUGUUGCUUUUCACCAAUAAAACUGCAGUCUG
Acipenser ruthenus (sterlet) is the source of this 2079-nucleotide messenger RNA. RefSeq lists its product as uncharacterized. The record is from RefSeq and is a predicted model, not a curated record. The coding region runs from base 84 to 1640 and encodes 518 amino acids. The transcript has 2 exons. Lineage: Eukaryota; Metazoa; Chordata; Actinopteri; Acipenseriformes; Acipenseridae.